AAUCGCUCUGGUUAAUUUCUCUGCCCUUCUCAUCAUAUACCUUAAGCUUUUAUUUUUCUUCAAUGGAGGUUGGAAGUGUGCUCCAAUUUCUUCAGGACAAGACCAUUUUGGUUGUUGGAGCCACAGGCUUUCUAGCCAAAAUUUUUUUGGAGAAGGUGUUGAGGGUUCAACCAAAUAUUAAGAAGGUUUUUCUUCUCUUGAGAGCCGCAGAUGCCAAAUCUGCCGCUCAUCGCUUGAACAAUGAGAUCUUAGGGACGGACUUGUUUAAUUUGCUAAAAGAAAAGCUAGGUGCAAAUUUUAACUCCUUUAUAUCUGAAAAGUUGACUGUGUUUCCUGGGGACAUUUGUUAUGAGGACUUGGGUUUGAAGGAUUCAACCCUAAAGGAAGAGAUUUGCAACCAAGUUGAUGUUAUUGUUAAUUUGGCUGCAACCACUAACUUUGAUGAAAGAUAUGACAUAGCGUUGGAUCUAAAUGUCUUUGGAGCUAAGCAUGUUAUUUACUUUGCCAAACAAUGUAUUAAGCUGAAAGUACUAGUCCAUAUAUCAACAGCUUAUGUGUGUGGUGAGAGAGAUGGGCUCAUAUUAGAGACCCCAUAUCACUUCACUGCUGUACCUGGAUUAGACAUCGAUGCUGAAAAGAAAAUUGUGCGUGACAAGUUAGACGACCUACAAAAGCAAGGAGCGACUGAUAAUGAAAUCAAAAUGGCCAUGAAGGACUUAGGUAUUACCAGGGCAAAGGUGUACGGUUGGCCAAAUACGUACGUAUUUACAAAAGCAAUAGCUGAAAUGCUUGUAGAACAAAUGAAAGAUAUUAUUUCCGCUGUUAUUUUGCGUCCUGCCAUUGUUACAAGUACAUUCAACGAACCUUUUCCUGGCUGGGUUGAAGGUUUAAGAACAAUUGAUAGUUUAGGUGUUGCUUAUGGGAAAGGAAAACUAACAUGCUUCCUUGGAAACAUCAACGGAGUUGUGGAUGUGAUACCAGCAGACAUGGUGGUGAAUGCAAUACUGGUGGCCAUGGUGGCCCAUGCAUAUCAUCCAAGUGAUGCCAUAUACCAUGUGGGUUCCUCUGUUAGAAACCCUGUUAGAUACGCUAAUCUCCAAGACUAUGUAGUUAGGUAUUUCACUGCAAAACCUUGGAUAAACAGAGAUGGAACACCUGUCAAAGUUGGCCAACUUACUGUCCUCGCCAACAUGGCUAGCUUCCGCAGAUAUAUGUUCAUUCACUACCUCUUUUGGUUGAAGGGACUUGAACUGGCCAAUAUUGCAUUUUGCAGGUACUUUCAGCGAACAUAUCAAGAGCUGAAUAGAAAGAUCCAAAUUGUGAUGCGGUUGGUGGAGCUUUAUAGGCCUUACUUGUUCUUCAACGGCAUAUUUGAUGAUAUGAACACAGAGAAACUGCGAGUGGCAGCAACACAAGGAAGGGUAGAGACAGAUUUGUUUUGCUUCGAUCCUAAAGUGAUCAAUUGGGAUGAUUACUUUAUAAACACUCAUAUCCCAGGCCUCGUCAAAUACAUUUUCAAGUGAUCAUUAUAAUUAAUUAGCACUAUCCAAUAAAAAAGAAAAAUUAAAGUGAUUAUUUAAGCUGGUAUAUAUAUAGUGUUGUAUAUGUUAAGUUUAAAUUUGUGCUAGAGUGAUUGAAUCCAUCUGUAUGUUAUUUAUUUGUUAAUCAAAGACGGUGUAUGUAAUUGAUAUAAACUAGC
Arachis duranensis is the source of this 1699-nucleotide messenger RNA. RefSeq names its product fatty acyl-CoA reductase 3-like. Gene Ontology annotation, cellular component: intracellular membrane-bounded organelle. NCBI's taxonomy places the organism in Eukaryota, Viridiplantae, Streptophyta, Magnoliopsida, Fabales, Fabaceae. The record is from RefSeq and is a predicted model, not a curated record. Gene Ontology annotation, biological process: suberin biosynthetic process; long-chain fatty-acyl-CoA metabolic process. The transcript is spliced from 10 exons. The coding region runs from base 63 to 1523 and encodes 486 amino acids. Gene Ontology annotation, molecular function: alcohol-forming very long-chain fatty acyl-CoA reductase (NADP+) activity.